AUGCCACAGGCUACAGUGUUUGCAAUGCAGCAGUGCAGGAACGAAGGAAAGUUGGCUGCGACGCCGGCGAGCAGGAAAAGGCGGACAGCGGAGUGGGCAGCCGCCGGUGGAAGGACUGGACCGCGGAUGAGUGGUCGAGCUUCGGGUGCCGCACCGCUGCCUCGCCAAAGCUCAACUGAUGGUGGUGGUGCGUGCAUGGUGCAGUCCAACCGCGCGCAAAAGGCAGAGGAGGGGAAGAAAGCAAGAAAGCAUAAACCCUUAACCCGAACCCUGUCUUCUCCCGGAGAGUCGCGGACGCCGGCCUCUGCUCCGCCGUCUCGCUUCAGCGUUUCUCAGCGAACCUCUCCAGCUGACCGGCGACGGCGACCUCACUUCGUCUACAACCGGCUGCCAACCAUCUCGCUCUCUAUACCAGAUAGACGGCCACCCCAUCCUGCUCGCCCUCUCUCACAGGCCUCGGCAGAUCUACACGGGCGGCGGGCGACCCGCGUUUUCGGCAGCACAACCAACCCCGCAGUCCUCCCUAUGGCCACUGUACCAGUUAACCCAAAGCCUUUCUUAAACAACCUGACAGGGAAGCCUGUUAUUGUCAAACUGAAGUGGGGCAUGGAGUACAAAGGAUACCUUGUAUCUGUGGACUCAUACAUGAAUCUACAGCUUGCUAAUACAGAGGAGUAUAUUGACGGGCAAUUCUCUGGAAACCUUGGAGAGAUACUGAUAAGGUGCAACAACGUUAUGUAUAUGCGUGGCGUUCCAGAGGAUACCGAGAUAGAGGAUGCAGAGUGAGAAGACAUGGGACCGCUAUCAUGCCCGAUUGAGAUUGAUGCAAUAUGCUUCUGACAUGAAAGGGCUGAUCUAGCCCGUUUCAGGUGUAAUCUCCAUCUGUAGAUGUUUGGUUGUGCUGAUGACAAGAUUUUUCAGUUUUCUUUCAUUCAUCUGGAUGGUACUAUCAUUCUGUGAACGUGAGAAGUAUUAGAUUUCUUCAGUGGUUCCUCAGUUGAUCCAUCGAUCCGUUUAUUA
This is a messenger RNA of Brachypodium distachyon (stiff brome), 1020 nucleotides long. RefSeq lists its product as uncharacterized. Bases 1 to 786 code for a protein of 261 amino acids. The record is from RefSeq and is a predicted model, not a curated record. Gene Ontology annotation, cellular component: catalytic step 2 spliceosome; U1 snRNP. Gene Ontology annotation, biological process: spliceosomal snRNP assembly; mRNA splicing, via spliceosome. Gene Ontology annotation, molecular function: RNA binding. Lineage: Eukaryota; Viridiplantae; Streptophyta; Magnoliopsida; Poales; Poaceae. The transcript is spliced from 6 exons.